Molecule: messenger RNA, 1741 nt
Organism: Procambarus clarkii (red swamp crayfish)
Lineage: Eukaryota; Metazoa; Arthropoda; Malacostraca; Decapoda; Cambaridae
Gene: IntS14
Product: integrator complex subunit 14
Biological process (GO): snRNA 3'-end processing
Cellular component (GO): integrator complex
Source: RefSeq, a predicted model, not a curated record
UGCCCGGAGAACAUCAACAGGGAAUCAUGGAUCAGCUGGCCUGAGAGACCUCCAGCGGCUCCCCCCCUGCAUCUUGGAUAAUAUUCCCUUAUUAUAACAAGAGUCCUUAACAUUAUAAAUUAUAUCUGACGGCUAGUUUUGAGACAUAUUAAGAGAUGCCUACCGUCAUUCUUUUGGAUGUGUCACUGUCAAUGAGUCGUGGUGUAGACAUAGCGAGCCCCUGCCAGGACGAUGAGAAUGUAGAAAGCCUUCUGUUGAGGAAGGACCUUGCUGCUCAUGGCUGUAAUAUUCUCCUUGAUCAUUUCGUCCAACAUUGCAAGUUGGAGUUUGCUUCUUUGAUAGUAUUCUCAUCAGUUUACAAAGUAUUGAUGCCAUUCACAAGGGACUUUGAAUCGAUUAAGAAUGCCCUAAAUUUAGUGGAUGAAUGUGACAAAACCAGCAUUGAGGUUGGACUAAUGGGAGCAGCACAACAUAUUCUGGAAGAGUGGGGCAAUGGGACACCUUGUCAGGUUGUUUUAGUGACUGAUGGCAAUGCAGGAACUGGUCAGCAUUCCCUCCAAAAGUCAAUGAUGUCUUCUCAUUCUCGAGGAGCAUCUCAAUUUCCGUUACCAUUUCCAUUUCCUGCAAAACUGAACAUUGUUUGCAUUGCUAAUCCUAGUGAACUAUGCCUUCAGACAUCUAAACCAUUAUAUCAGAGAUUGAUAGAGCUUAAUGGAGAAGGAGAUAUUUUAGUUCCUGAUGGAGGUCUGAACAAAAAGACAGUAACAGAGAUGUUUGAGCAACUGAUCAAGAACAAUUUCUCCUCUUACUCUGGGAAUCUUCACUGUGGUAACUUGUCUGCUCCCAUCACCUUAUCACCUCCACCUCAGCCUUAUUGCCGCCAUCAUGAUUUUGAGGUGAUGCGUGUGAGUGUGGAUUCAGCCAUUCAAGUAUUGGGCUUUCUUAACACUGGAGAUGUGUCCUCCCCACCUGCAUUCUCCAGGCAUCUGGUCCUGCCACUUUCUGCAAAAGGUGACAUGGUAAUGUUGCCGAAGGUUGAGCCUGGAAGUGAUGACGAGGGUGGUGGUAGUGGUAAUGAUGAAGGGAAAAUCCCCUCAUUUUGUGUUUUGCUUCAUGGUGGACUCAAGCGCGAGAACAUGGUGGCCUUGUGUCAAGUUGGAGAGAACUGGCAUGGUAUCCUCUACUCUUGGGCAGACAAUAAGAAAAAAUCAAACCUCAUGCUCUCUCUCUUUGUACCAGGAGUGGAUGUCAUUCCAUGGAUGGGAAAGCUAUCAAAUCUGGGACCAGCUUCACAGUUACCUGUUAAUCCAUAUGGACCAUCUGACACUUCAUCUCCAUUCCCUCUUAAGGUUCAUGAAAAGAAGAGUUAUGCUUUAAAUUGUGUGGUAUGGGUGCGACAAGGUGGACUGCAGUCGGAUAUUCAAAAAAUUCUUCGUCAUGCACGUAAACUCCCGGAUAAAACUCCAAGUUUUUACAAAGAACUUAAUCGUGUUCGUAGAGCUGCACUUUCUUAUGGAUUUGGGGAACUUUUGGAAGGCUUGGCAAAUGUCUUGGAGAGAGAAUGUACCCUGCUGCCUUCUACAGCCCAUCCUGAUGCUGCUAUACAACUACAACAUGCCUAUGAAGCUUUACGUAACCAUGACAAAAAAGACAUCAGACAGAACAUUGCACCACUCAAAACUACAUUUUCAGGAAAUGAUUAAUUAUGAAUUUGUAUUCCAUAAAUAAAAUAUACAUUGAA